AUGGAGCGGAGCGGCAGCACCGGGAUGAGCGGGACCAGCGGGAUGAGCGGGACCAGCGGGACCAGCGGGAUCACCGGGAUCACCGGGAGCGGGCGGGCAGCGCCGCCUGGCGGCGGGAGGCGGGCACUGCUGCCCGCGCUGUGCCUGCUCCUGGCGCUGGCACCGCUGUCCCCGGGCCGGGCACUGCCCACCCCAAACCUGGCACUGCCCGCCCCAAACCUGGCACUGCCCGCCCCAAACCUGGCACUGCCCGCCCCCCAGGCCCUGAACCGCUCCAGGGAGCUGCUGCAGGCCGCCCACGCCUCCCUCCGAAGGCUGAAGGAACUCAACACCCUGGGAUUUGAAUGCACCCUCGAAGAGGUGGAUCUUGAAGAUAUCACUAAGAACCAAAGAAACACAAUAAAAGCUUGCACAGCUGAAGAUCCAGGGACUGGGAACUGUCCAGCAUUGGAAAGAUCAACUUUUGAUAAGAGUAAAUGCCUGCAGGGCAUCUACGAGGAUCUGAGAGCCUACAGGAGAGAGCUCAACAACUUACCCGACCACCAAGUGCUGGCAAGUCUGGAUGAGAUGAUGAAAGCGCUGAACGGCGGCUGGGACGGCCCGGAGCGCGCGGCGGGAGCAGCUCCGGAGUCGUUCCGGGAGGCUCUGCGGCUGUGCCGGGUCCUGCAGGCUCUCCACGUCCGCUCCAUCACCAUCUCCAGGAUGAUCAACUUCCUCAGCUCCCUGUGAGCAC
Molecule: messenger RNA, 733 nt
Organism: Myiozetetes cayanensis
Lineage: Eukaryota; Metazoa; Chordata; Aves; Passeriformes; Tyrannidae
Gene: IL12A
Product: interleukin 12A
Exons: 5
Coding region: 1-729 (242 amino acids)
Biological process (GO): immune response
Cellular component (GO): extracellular region
Molecular function (GO): growth factor activity; interleukin-12 receptor binding
Source: RefSeq, a predicted model, not a curated record